GCGCGCGGUGACCGCAGGAGACGCCGGUGAGUCACGUGAGGCGCGACCGUUACUGGCUACCUGCGCGAGCUGCUUCAAUCCCCCCCUCACGCGCACCCACGGCAGACGGUGACCGCCCCCCGCUUCGUUGGCGUCGCUCGCUCGCCCGCCCGCCCGCCGGCACAGCUUCAGCAAUGGGCGAAGACGACAAGGUAAUCUGCAACGAUGACUCGCCGGUCAAAUACUUAACGCUGGAAGACGUGAAGUGUCACAAUUCCUGCACGUCCACAUGGCUCGUGAUUCACGACAAAGUCUACGAUGUCACCAAAUUUCUGGACGAGCAUCCGGGUGGCGAAGAAGUACUCUUUGAGCAAGCAGGAGGUGACGCUACUGAAAGUUUUGAGGAUGUGGGCCAUUCAUCUGAUGCCAGAGAGAUGCUGACACAGUAUUGUAUAGCAGAACUUGAUCCGGCUGAUCGAAAAAAAGAAAAUUCCAAGGAUGUUUUAAUCACCACAUCAUCAAGCCAUUCCAGUUGGUGGACAAAUUGGCUGAUCCCUGCCUUAGCAGCUGCUGUUGUUGGCCUCAUGUAUCGCUUCUACUUAGUGGAGACCAAAACCUCAUCCUGAAGCAUUUAGUUUGGGGGGAGGGUCUUGAUGGGGUGUGCCUACUCGUUCAUAUUUCGUUGUUCCUCUUUGUCUUCAAAUAAUGUUUAUA
Molecule: messenger RNA, 693 nt
Organism: Callorhinchus milii (elephant shark)
Lineage: Eukaryota; Metazoa; Chordata; Chondrichthyes; Chimaeriformes; Callorhinchidae
Product: cytochrome b5
Exons: 5
Coding region: 174-605 (143 amino acids)
Cellular component (GO): membrane; intracellular membrane-bounded organelle
Molecular function (GO): heme binding
Source: RefSeq, a predicted model, not a curated record